AUGAGUCAGCCCCAACUUCGCAAUGUCUACGACGGGUAUCUGUUUUUCAGAGCCGAUCCUCUCCCACAGCAGAGUGCGACAUGGGCUCGGGUAGAGCGCACUCAAAUGGAUUUUACCCAACCUGAACUCUAUAGUAUGAUCUACGAUCGAGCUUUCGAGAUUUCCGCGGCAAGCCAGUAUCAGGCUCUGUCAGAUGAGCGGCGUGCCCAUGUUAAUCAGCUGAUUCAUGAUCGACGGCAUCAAGACCCCUCUGGCGAGUGGAAUUGUGCCUAUGCGAAAGAACACAGAAGGUUUGUCAAUGACCGUGAUACUCUUGAGAAUGACGGUGAUGCUAUUGCAAUUAGGGAUCCGAAAGGAAUAUGA
Messenger RNA from Penicillium waksmanii, 363 nucleotides. RefSeq lists its product as uncharacterized. Lineage: Eukaryota; Fungi; Ascomycota; Eurotiomycetes; Eurotiales; Aspergillaceae. The transcript has a single exon. The record is from RefSeq and is a predicted model, not a curated record. The coding region runs from base 1 to 363 and encodes 120 amino acids.